CGUGUACUGUAAUUUGAAUAGGCUAAUUGUAGUGUGUGUAGUGUUGUGUACUGUAAGUGUACAGUAAGUAGGUUAAAAUUGUAGUGCAGUUUAGUGUAGUGUGAUAAGGCUAAGUUUGUAAUGUUAUGUAUGUGUAAUUAGGUUACAUUUGUGCUGUAGUGUUGUAUUGUGUACUGUAGUUUGCCCACUGACAAAAAAAAUGAUCAGUCUAUAAUUUUAAUGGUAGGUUUAUUUUAACAGUGAGAGACAGAAUAACAACAAAAAAUCCAGAAAAAUGCAUUUCAAAAAAGUUAUAAAUUGAUUUGCAUUUUAACGAGUGACCACAGUAUUUGAUAUUUGGUCAGACGUUUAUUGAAGUUGGCCACCAGGUUUGCAUACAUGACAGGAGGGAUUUUGUCAACUUCCUCUUUGCAGAUCCUCUUCAAGUCUUUAAGGUUUCGAGGCUGACAUUUGGAAACUCCAUGCACCUUUAGCUCCCCCCACAGAUUUUCUAUGAAAUUAAGGUCUAAAGACUAGGCUAGGCCAUUCCAGGACCGUAAUGUGCUUCUUCUUGAGCAACUCCUUUGUUGCCUUGGCUAUGAGUUUAGGGCCAUUGUCAUGCUGGACUACUCAUUCACAACCCAUUUUUAAUGCCCUCGCUGAGGGAAGUAGGUUAUCACGCAAGAUUUCAUGAUAGUGAAGUUGUCCUGCCCUCUUAGCAGAAAAAUACCCCAAAAUCAUUAUGUUUCCACCUCCAUGUUUGAUGGUCUUGAUGGUGUUCUUGGGGUUAUAGGCAACAUGGUGAGUUGAGUUGAUGCCAAAGAGCUCGAUUUUGGUCUCAUCUGACCACAACACUUUUACCCAGUUCUCCACUGAAUCAUUCAGAUGUUCAUUGGUAAAAUCAGUACAUUAACGUUAAUUUAAUUGGUUGUAAUAGUCUUAACAAACAAGACCAACCCACAAACACAGACAUGCACAUGGUUGUGUACUUUCCCCUUAACCACCAAGAAGUGGUAUUAUUUUACCCAGCAUGAUUCUCAAUGAAGGGUCUGACUUCUGUGGUUGAGUGAGGGGAAAGUAGGGGCAAAGGGUUGUGACCUAGUUGAGAAAUCAAUCAAUUCCUUGAUGAUGAAAUGUUCACUAUUUUUUGGAUAUUUGUGGAAAGAUUUUCGUUUAGGUAGCCAUAAACAGGAGGUUUAUGUGGAGAUUGUUUUCAGCUCACCAUCACCCCCCAGAACUGAUGCUUGAUGGGUGUUUUGUUUUGCACAGCAUUCUGUGUAACCUUUAAAAGACUGUAGUGUCAGCAGUUUCUGAAUCUAGUCUGAUACUAACAACCAUACCAUGGACAACGUCACCAGGUUCAUGUUUUGUAUCCUUCUUAUACGUGCCUGUGAAUGACUUGUUAUGCAGUAAUUACUAUACAAUCCAGGAGCACCAUGAAGAACAAUUUAACUUUAACUUUCGUGCCAAAGUCUGGAAAAGGAUCUAUUUGUAGAAAACCGUAGACUUCUCACUAUGAGUCUUCUAUACACAACUGCCAAUAGAAUGGCCUCCAUCUUUGUGGUUAGGAAAAGAGAACAUUGCACCAUGACCUAGAAAACCAGGAAACCAAACAUAUCAUGAAGAUGCUGAUAUGAUCGCUGGGUGAUUUUAUGCCCACAAAUUAAGUAUAAGAUGAUAUCGAUCAAAAUUGUGACGGUGGUGCUGUAGAUGCUGUAGAUCAUCUUAUUUGUUCCUGUGAAUAUAAACUGGUAGCUUGUCACGAGACGUUCAUACCAGUGAAGAUACCCUCAGCUGGCAAGAUGAAGAUGGUAUCAGCUGCCUUGCUUCUGCUACUUUUGCUCACUGUGCCUCCAAAACAAGGUUCUGAAGCAUUUCCAGUGUCUUGCUGUUUAAAACUCUGUGACAUCAAAGUACGGAAAGAGUUGCUCAAAGGCUACAGCCUACAAGACAAACCCUUAUGUCCAGUGAAGGCUGUGAGAUUUGUCACAAACAAUGACCUCACAAUCUGCUUGGACCCGUCUACACUUUGGGCAGUUAAAACCAUGGCCUUUUUGAACAACAAAGGCACCCUACAAGGGAAUAUCACAACCCCCAAUAAUAAUAACAAAACGUUAUCUUAUAUUUAAUCAAAGUCUCACUUGUACUGAACAUCACUGUGUUCAAACAUUUGAUUAUCAAUUUUGAGUAGCGUUAAGUAGCAUUAAGUGGCGACUUUGUAUUCUUCAUUCUUUUGUAUUCUUUGUGAAGGAUAUAUACUAUGUCAAAUUUUCAUCUUUUCCAAUCUUGGUAAUUUAUCAACUGACAAUAAAGUUUGAUUUUUCAAUUUCUGAA
This is a messenger RNA of Tachysurus fulvidraco (yellow catfish), 2313 nucleotides long. Its product is annotated as C-C motif chemokine 8-like. Bases 1782 to 2108 code for a protein of 108 amino acids. The transcript is spliced from 3 exons. Gene Ontology annotation, cellular component: extracellular region. Gene Ontology annotation, biological process: G protein-coupled receptor signaling pathway; positive regulation of ERK1 and ERK2 cascade; neutrophil chemotaxis. The record is from RefSeq and is a predicted model, not a curated record. NCBI's taxonomy places the organism in Eukaryota, Metazoa, Chordata, Actinopteri, Siluriformes, Bagridae. Gene Ontology annotation, molecular function: chemokine activity; CCR chemokine receptor binding.